AUGAAGGCCCAGCCUUCUUCUUCUUCAGUGUUUAUCAGGGGAAUUCAGACAGUGGCCGCUGGGCGAGUUGAAGUGGGCGUGAUCAUUAUGCCGCCUGGGUGGAAUCCACCAACCUUAGCGUUAGCGGUCAUCGUCUUGGCAUUCACCGCUGUGUCUGCCAGGGUCUGUGUUCUCGUCACGGAACCAGACCCAGCCGAUGGCGGCAGAAUCAAGCUCGUCCUGCCGGCUAUAGAUCCCUGUACGUGCACGGACGUCAGACUGGGCGGUCACAACGCCUAUGCGCCGCCGAGGCCAGACGGCACGCUGUACAUCGACGGCCCGCUGUACAUCGACAUCUGUCACCUGAAGGACAUCCUCGCGGACGGACUUGCCAAGUUCUACCAUUGCGUGGCAACGAAGAAAGACGGAGUCUCUACUGAAACUCCGAGGGUCACCACGGAUGCCCAAGGGGCGACCCAAAAAGCAGUUGUCAGCAUCACCCCAGAGCUGACGGAGCCUCGAGCAGAUUGUCAAGAGAUCUUGGAUGCUGGUCAAACAACGAGCGGUGUGUAUACUAUACAGCAUGCAGGCCAAAAAAUGCAGGUCUACUGCCGCAUGCAGCCGGAGUCGGGGAAAGGAUACAUAGUGUUUCAGAGACGCCUGGACGGCUCGGUGAGCUUCAACCGAACCUGGCAGGAAUACGCCGAGGGAUUCGGGAAUCUGACCGGAGAGUUUUGGCUCGGCAACCAGAAGCUGCAUAGUCUGACUGGUAACGGGGGUUGGGAGCUGGUCAUCACUCUGAGGGCGUUCGAUGGGGACGAGGCCCGUGUUCGUUAUCAGAAUUUCGAAAUACACUCGCACAAUUACUGGCUUGACGUCAAUGGCUUCAAUGAUGAGAGUGGAGAUGCAGAAUGCGGUAUAAGUCUCGGGAUGGAAGACGGAAGCAUCCACGAUUCCGCUAUCUCGGCAUCAAGCAGGUACACGGACGAGGACUCCUCUCGCAGCACAGAUAACUGCCAAGCGAGUCACGGUCGGCUGAACUACCUGGGCACCAGCGGUGGAAUCAUUGGGGGCUGGUGCCCAAGUUCGGAACCCGACUCGUGGUUGCAGGUGGAUUUGGGAUGGCGGCUGCAGGUGGAAGGAGUCAUCAUCCAAGGCAGCUUUGACCCCCUGGAGACCUGGUCUGAGUGGGUAACAGAGUACCAGGUUCAGUACAGUGAUGACCAAUCCAAUUGGCAGUAUGUGAUGCAGUCAACAGGGACUAGUCCACAGUUGCAGUUCUGGUAG
Molecule: messenger RNA, 1266 nt
Organism: Patiria miniata (bat star)
Lineage: Eukaryota; Metazoa; Echinodermata; Asteroidea; Valvatida; Asterinidae
Product: fibrinogen beta chain-like
Exons: 7
Coding region: 1-1266 (421 amino acids)
Source: RefSeq, a predicted model, not a curated record